Yarrowia lipolytica CLIB122 is the source of this 744-nucleotide messenger RNA. RefSeq lists its product as uncharacterized. Gene Ontology annotation, biological process: glycolytic process. The record is from RefSeq and is a predicted model, not a curated record. Gene Ontology annotation, molecular function: intramolecular phosphotransferase activity. Lineage: Eukaryota; Fungi; Ascomycota; Dipodascomycetes; Dipodascales.
AUGCCUAAACUGAUUCUGCUGCGACACGGCCAGUCCGACUGGAACGAGAAGAACCUGUUCACCGGAUGGGUCGACGUCAAGCUCUCCGAGCUCGGCCACACCGAGGCCAAGCGAGCCGGUACUCUGCUCAAGGAGUCCGGUCUCAAGCCCCAGAUUCUCUACACCUCCGAGCUCUCUCGAGCCAUCCAGACCGCCAACAUUGCUCUGGAUGAGGCCGACCGACUGUGGAUCCCCACCAAGCGAUCGUGGCGACUCAACGAGCGACACUACGGCGCUCUGCAGGGCAAGGACAAGGCCGCCACUCUCGCCGAGUACGGCCCCGAGCAGUUCCAGCUCUGGCGACGAUCUUUUGACGUCCCUCCUCCCCCUAUCGCUGACGACGACAAGUGGUCUCAGUACAACGACGAGCGAUACCAGGACAUCCCCAAGGAUAUUCUGCCCAAGACCGAGUCUCUGAAGCUCGUGAUUGACCGACUCCUUCCUUACUACAACUCCGACAUUGUCCCCGACCUUAAGGCCGGCAAGACCGUCCUCAUUGCUGCCCACGGAAACUCCCUCCGAGCUCUCGUCAAGCACCUCGACGGUAUCUCCGAUGACGAUAUCGCCGCCCUUAACAUCCCCACCGGUAUCCCCCUGGUCUACGACCUUGAUGACAACCUCAAGCCUACCAAGGCCGCCGAGUACCUCGACCCCGAGGCCGCCGCUGCCGGUGCCGCUGCGGUUGCCAACCAGGGUAAGAAGUAA